GCAGCGUCAAAGUUCAGAGGUCGGGGAAAGGUCGUGUUUUCGGUUUUAUUCUCCAACGCGAGCGAUGGCCUCCAUGAGUUGGUUAACGUGCGGGCGGUUUUCUCGGCUCGCGCGGCGGCCGUUGCUGCUGCGGUACGUGUGGGCUCCCGCGCGAGCGCUUCACCGGGGGAGCGCGCGGCGCGCGGCGGACAAAACGCCGCCGAACAGAUCGCGAUCAUUACCGGAGCCGCAGUACUACACUGAACUAGACAGAGCUGAUGCGCUGAUGCUGAGAAAGUCACAUGAAACAGGAUUUUUGUCCUGGUUCCGGAAUGGUCUCCUGGCAACGGGAAUCGGCGUUAUAGCGUUUGCUCAGAGUGAAGUGGGCCGAGAGGCCGGAUACGUGUUCUUCAUCCUGGGCGGAGUGUGCGUGUCGUUCGGCGGAGCGUCUUACGUGACCAGUCUUCUGACCCAGAGGAGGAUCAUGCUCCUCUCCCGGCUGACCGUGCUGCUCCACGCGGGCCUGGUCUCCGUCGCCGCCCUCUUCUGGCUGUGCGCGGUAUCGCUCUACAUCGGCCGCCUGGAGUUGGAGAUCAUACACGAGGAGGAUGAGGAAGAGCACGGGGGUGAUGAAGGCGGGGAGUGCGCUGAAUGCAGGGCGAGACGCGAGAGACGCAACGCCGAGGAUAAAGGCCAAGACAAGUGAGACGAGAGGAAGACUCUGACUUCUAAUGGCCUUCUACACUGACCCACAGCCGGACUUCUAUAUUCACAAGCUGUUUAAACUGCUUUAGGAGGACAGGUGAAACCGGUUUGUGGAGCUGGGGAUUUGAUCGACGUAAUCGUGCAGUACUCUAGUGCUUGAUUUUUUUCGGGUUGAGUGAGUUUUUGUGUGUUUGUGAUAUUCCUGAACACCAUCGGCUGACCCACUGCGUACAAAUGGUCAGUGACGUAAAUGCAUAUUUUUCCUUUGCAGUGUGUUUGUUGGACGUGGGGUGUGUGUGCUGACACGUGAAAGUUCAUUUCACCAGCUCUUAUCAGGCGAGGAGCUGGGCGUCUUGCUUGUUCAGCUGUUAUAAAUGGACAUGUUCGCUGAUGUUAUAUAGUGACAUGUUUCAGAAAUAACUUUUUUUUUUUUUUUUUAAUCACUU
Molecule: messenger RNA, 1130 nt
Organism: Puntigrus tetrazona (Sumatra barb)
Lineage: Eukaryota; Metazoa; Chordata; Actinopteri; Cypriniformes; Cyprinidae
Gene: tmem160
Product: transmembrane protein 160
Exons: 4
Coding region: 65-685 (206 amino acids)
Source: RefSeq, a predicted model, not a curated record